Phragmites australis (common reed) is the source of this 2751-nucleotide messenger RNA. Its product is annotated as protein FAR1-RELATED SEQUENCE 5-like. NCBI's taxonomy places the organism in Eukaryota, Viridiplantae, Streptophyta, Magnoliopsida, Poales, Poaceae. Gene Ontology annotation, molecular function: zinc ion binding. Gene Ontology annotation, biological process: regulation of DNA-templated transcription. The record is from RefSeq and is a predicted model, not a curated record. The coding region runs from base 1327 to 2751 and encodes 474 amino acids. The transcript is spliced from 6 exons.
CCGGGUAACCACAUUGGAGGUAGGAGCAGGGAGCGUUAAAGAAUCAAAUCUUAUCCGUGCCAAAAAAGAAACCCAAAAGGGAGCAGCUGGUCGCCGGCAGCUUGCAAUGUUCAUCGGAGAUUAGAGCGAGCAGACGAUGAGGUGAGGAACGGCACUGGUCAGGUACCUCUCUGCGAUAGGGCGGCGAGUUGGCAAAGAUUGUUGCUGCGCAGGUGCAAGGAUGGAGGAAACUGGGGGCGCAGGCGUCCAUGCAGGAGCGGAGGAGGCAGCUUCGGCAACGAGGUCAAGUGGAUCUUACUCUUGCAGUACUGGUGGCGGCACGAGAUACCAGCGGGAGGUUGUCGGCGACAGUGGUAGUCAUCGGGGCUAUGUCAGAAGGCGUCGUUGUGUCAGCGGGCCGAAUGAAAGGACACCAGCCAUUGGACGCGUGAUUGCAAUGGAGGAGGCUCUGAAGUCUUUCGAGCAGAGGAGAGGAUUGUGCAUUAUCCAGCCAGAGGAAGGCAUGGUGUUUGAUUCACUCGAUGAGGCAUUCGAUUUCUACAAUCUAUAUUCCUGGGAGAAGGGUUUUGGGAUUAGGUACAACAGCAGCAAAACCAAUGAUGAAGGGUACCACCUUAUGAAAGAGAUUACGUGCAUGUGCCAGGUAUUUAUAGUCCUGAACAUCAUGCAGUGCUUGAUUUCAUAGAAGAUUGUGUUGUCAUUUUGGUUGUGUUGUCACAAUGCAGGGGCGUCCGGCCGCUGGGACGAAGAACUAUGUACUUUGUGGUUGCAAGGCAAUGAUGCGUCUACGGCGCACAGAUGACCAUGGCUGGUACAUCCGCCAUUUUGUAGCUGAGCACAACCACAAAAUGACGGAGACCUGCGGGGAGAAGAGGCAUUGGCCUUCCCACAAGCACCUGGACAACUACACCAGGGAUAUUAUUAAAUACCUCCGACAGAACAAUGUCAGCCUUACUAAGGUUUAUUCGAUUAUGGCGAGCAUGUUUGGUUCAGUUCAGAAAACACCUUUCACGAAGCGGAAGCUGAAGACCCUCUGUGGAGAGCUUGCAAGGGAGACUGCUGAUAAUGAUGUGAUAAAAACUAUGGAGGUCUUUAUGAAGAUCAGGGAUAAGGACCCAGAGUUCAAAUACAAGGUUGACUUUGAUGUUGAUGGAUCAAUACGUACUAUGAUGUGGACAAAUGGUAGAUGUAAAAUGCAGUAUGCACAUUUUGGCGAUGUGGUCACAUUCAACACGACGUACAAGACAAACCUCUACGGCAUGCCGUUUGGAAUGUUUGUGGGGGUGAACAAUCACUUCCAGAGCGUGUUGUUUGGGGGCAGUAUUAAUGAGGUCAGAGACAAUAGAUAGUUUCAAGUGGAUUUUCCGUGAGUUUGUUAAUAUGAUGGGUGGGAAGGAACCAGUAACUGUGUUGACAGAUCAGGCACGAGCUAUGGAGGUGGCAUUAGCGUCAGAGUGGAAGGGAGCGGUGCAUAGGUGGUGCAAGUGGCACGUGCUUCGCCUAGCAAAGGAAAAGUUAGGACCAAUUUACAGCAAGAAUAGCCCUUUCAAGGCCGAGUUACACAAGAUUCUGAAUGCAAUGAUGAGCAUCGAAGAGUUUGAGCUUGCUUGGCAUCGGGUGUUAGGUGAGUAUGGAGUGGUAGAGCAUCCAUUUCUGCAGAGGAUUUACAAUGAGAGGCACAAGUGGGCAAAAGCAUUCUUCAAGGAUGUUUUCUGCGCCAAGCAAACCAGUACUCAGCGUAGCGAGAGCAUGAAUCAUAUGAUGAAAGGUUAUGUGCCACCCGGAUCACCAAUGCACCACUUUGUUACUCAAUACCUGAAGUUAGUUGCUGAUCGAGAUGAGCAAGAAGACUUCCAAGAGAGGCGUAGUAAGCUGGGCAACAAGAAACCACGGUUUAACAAUGAGAUUGAGCGGCAUGCAAUGACAAUAUACAGCCCUGCUAUGAUGGAAGUGGUAAAUGAACAAAUAUUUGAAGCUGGGUACUAUCGGGUAGAGGAUGUGCAACCCGGAUUGAAUUAUACAGUUGUGCAUUGUAAAGAGCAAGGAAGAUCAAGCUGGAUGCACGGCAGAUUCUCUGUAAAAAUCACCGAAGGUGGGAACAAGUACCAGUGUGAUUGCGAAAUGACAGAGCACAUGGGCCUACUUUGUUGCCACAUAAUCAAGGUGAUGCUUAAGCUAGAUAUCAUGGAGAUCCCGAGUGUGCAUAUAUUGAAGAGGUGGAGUAAAGAUGCAAGGGACAUAUUGCCUCCUCACCUGAUGGGAGACUGCAAUGGGAAAAGAUAUGAGGAGUUAAUGAAGAUAAUCAGUGAGGGGAAAAAGAGAUUGGCAGCAAUUGAUGGAACCAAAGAUUUACUAACAUUGGAGGAACAAGCAACAGCCAUGGCGAAGGCAAAUGGCAGCCAGGAAGAUACAGAUAAAGGGAAGGAGAAAUUGAAUAGCAUGGUUGGGUCUGUGGGGGGCUACAAUGGUGGUGUCAAUGAUGAGGAUGAGUGCAGCUCUUCUAACUUCUUUGCAUUGUCUCAAUUGAAAGCCCCGGCGAAGAAACGUGGCAGAGGAAUGCCAUCAUCAAAACGUGAUAAGCCAGGGUACGAGCUAGGCGGUGCAAAUAAAGGGCGAAAGGAUAGAGGUUGUGCAAAAAUGGAACCAAAACGUGCAGUUACAUGCAGCGGAUGCCGACUGACGGGGCACACGAAGCAGCAGUGUCAGAAAAGGCUCCAAAGUGCAGCGACAAAGAUCCGUGAAAUGAUGUGA